GACGUCAUCAUCCGAUUCAUAACGUCACAAAACCCUCUGCCGAAUACUGUAGCCGACUUCUGGACGAUGGUCUGGCAAAAUGACGUCACAUGCAUCGUCAUGUUGACUGAUAACUUCGAAAAUGGAAAAAUGAAGUGCUGUCUGUACUGGCCAGAUGAUGUUCUACUGGUGGAAAAUUUAUACCACAUCAAAUUGAGAGAAAAACACGUCAACGAUCACGUCAUAAUCUCCAUUCUACAACUGACCAAUCAGCAAACAGGAGAAUCCAGAUUGACCUUUCACCUUAAAUUCUUGGCCUGGCAUAGUUUAUUGACCUUUGCGAACUUUGAUAAUUGCGGCGGUGCCCCCCUAUUGGUCCACUGUGAGACGGGCAUAGGCAGAAGUGGCGUUUUCCUAACAGUCUAUAUGUGCGCCAGUUACAUUCUUAUGAAUAAGAAGUUCGAUAUAAAAGAGAUAGCAGAUAGACUGAAAGAACAGAGAGAAAGAAUGAUACAAACAAGUGGUCAGUAUCGUCUGUGCUACUACAUCAUCAUUAACCUUUUGAUGAUGAUGAAGAAGAAGAUGAUGAUGAAAUGA
This is a messenger RNA of Helobdella robusta, 576 nucleotides long. RefSeq lists its product as hypothetical. NCBI's taxonomy places the organism in Eukaryota, Metazoa, Annelida, Clitellata, Rhynchobdellida, Glossiphoniidae. The annotation marks the transcript as partial. Gene Ontology annotation, molecular function: protein tyrosine phosphatase activity. The record is from RefSeq and is a predicted model, not a curated record. The transcript is spliced from 4 exons. Gene Ontology annotation, biological process: protein dephosphorylation.